CGCAGAGAGGAGGGCAAGGAGGAGAAGGAGGAGGGGGGCUGGGAGGGACUGCAGUGGAGACGGACUGAAGUUUUGCAGCUCCACAGCUGUUUGGCGGUGUUAACUUGGACCCGCUUGGACCACAAACUGUAAAACAUGUCGGGGAGGCGCGAGCUGUGAAAGGUACGGACAGCAAGAGGAGGAGUGUCAGUGCAUACCUCAGCCAGCUGAAGGUGUUUGGAGGUCGGAAAGACAUGGACUCAUUAAAGAAGGAGCUGGAGGAGGAGCUGAAGCUCAGCACUGAGGACCCGAGGAGCCAUGCAUGGUACCACGGACCGCUGAGCCGAGAGGCUGCAGAGUCUCUGUUUGAGAGGGAUGGAGACUUCCUGGUCCGAGACUCAAGCUCUGCCCCAGGUGACUAUGUUCUGAGCUGCUUUUGGAAAGACGGACCCAUGCACUUCAAGAUCAUACGAGUGACACUGCGUCCCAAAAAGGGCUACUCUCGGGAGCUGUUCCAGUUUGAGGAGGAUCGCUUUGACAAUGUUCCCGCUCUGAUCCGGUUCUAUGUGGGCGAUCGCAGGCCUAUCUCCCAUGCCUCAGGCGCUGUGAUAUUUCACCCGAUCAACCGGACUAUUCCUCUCCGUGUCAUCGCUGAGCGACAUGUGGAGCACAAAAGCAGCAGCAGCAGCAGCAGCAGCAGAAGUGCUGGGGCAGAAAAAAGGCGCAGCUUCAGCUCCGCACGUACAGACAUGCUGCAGGUCAUCAAUCCGCUGCUGAGGAGUGGAAGUCAGCCUGCAAACCUGGAAAAUGUUGGACGGAGGCCUUCAUUGCAGUCUGCACAAUCUGACAGCAACCUGAGAACUGGUGUCCCACAGAGCACUCAGUCAGAGGACACCGGCCCCGCCCCCAUCUCCCCGGUGUUUCGCACUGGCAGUGAACCCCUGCUGAGCCCUCGGCCACGACACACGCGACCCUUGCCUCCAGGUGGCGGUGUAACUUUACGAGGGUCAGACGGACAGUUGCACCCUAGAGCUCCUCCUAAACCCCUCAGGGUCUCUGCUAUCUUCUCUAACUCCGUCCCUCCCCCACCCACAGAUCGGGACAACGACCCCUCCUCCUUCUACGACGAGCUGGUCGUUCAGGUACCCGAGUCCAGACAAAAAGGUCAUGUGGACAGGCUGCGUGCAGAGGAGAAGUGGCAGAGCCGCGCUCGCCUCACUGAGACUUCCUUUGGUUUUCUGGAGGCUCAGCUGACUGAAGCAUCGACACAGCUGCCAUUACUGCCGAAGAAGAAGAAGGCGGCAGUGGAGGACUGGCAUUUUGAAAAGCCACAUGUGGAAUCUGAGUCCUGCUUCCAGCUGGAUCAGUUUGAGUCGCUGCUCUUACCGGAGAACAACAGACCCCUGGAGCCAAGCGUCCUGCUGUCACUCAAAGAAGUCUUCAACCGCUCAAACGCAGACACCACCGCUCUGCACAUGCUCAGUGUGGACUGUCAGGUUGCACGCAUCGUUGCUGUGACCGAUGAACAGAAGAGGAUUAUGGGAGUUGGAUCGGGGCUGGAGCUCGUCACUUUGCCUCACGGACACCAAUUACGACAGGAUUUGUUAGAAAGGCAUCAUCUAAUAGCUCUGGGAGUCGCAGUGGACAUCCUGGGCUGCACAGGGACUGUAAGCCAGAGGGCGACUGUUUUACAUAAACUAAUCUCAUUGGCUCAGGCCCUGAAGGAACACGCACGCGACCUCUACUCCUUCUCAGCCGUGAUGAAAGCUCUGGAGAUGCCUCAGAUAAUGAGACUGGAGAUGACGUGGCGGGCGCUGCGGAGGAACCACACAGAGACAGCAGUUUUAUUUGAGAAGAAACUUAAACCUUUCAUGAACCUGCUGAACGACGGAGAUGACUCUGCAGUCCAGGGUCCCAUAGCCGUGCCACACCUGGUCCCCCUGCUGAUGGCGAUGGAGGGUGAGGACCCCGUGGAGGACAGCGAGGAGGGCUGUCAGCUCCUCUACAACGUCCUCCAAUCAGCACGCAGUGCCGCGCUGCAUGCACAAGAUUACCAGCAGCACGCACACUCACUGCUCACAGCAGGCUGGGAGCCCAUCCCCGAGUUGCUGGAGGCUUUUCGGACAGAGUUCGCCCUGCGGCUGUUCUGGGGUCAGUCCGGAGCGACGGCCGACAGAGAAGAGCGCUACGAGAAGUUUGACAAGAUUCUUUGUGUCCUGUCUGAUAAACUGGAACCCGUGGAGAUCACUCCACUUCAGCCUGACCCUUUAAUCUGAAGCUCAGGGGAAAUGAAAGGUGAAACCAGAACUGUCUUCACCAGAGGAAAAUAACUGAUACCUGAGGCAGAGAUCUCACCCCUGAGAUGGGCGAAGACUUAAAGAAAGGUUAUCUUUGAGGUGUGGAAAUAUGUCAAGCAAAAAUGUAACUUAAGAGGAGGAGAUUCAUCUGGGAAGUGUCCGCCCUGGGCAGUCCUUUACUGUGAAAAGGCUGCGUUGGAUAUACUCUCAUUUUUCAGGACAUCUGAGAUUUGUUUAUUACCUGAAAGUGUGCAUCUGUUUACUUUGUUUAUUCCGGACACUGUCAUAUCAAUCCACACCAGUUGUUUGAUACUUGAGAUUCAAAAGGACCAACAUGAACAUUAUUGAAACUCUGUUUGUACAUAAACUGCUGCUGCAAGGAA
Messenger RNA from Notolabrus celidotus (New Zealand spotty), 2659 nucleotides. RefSeq names its product breast cancer anti-estrogen resistance protein 3 homolog. The coding region runs from base 234 to 2255 and encodes 673 amino acids. Gene Ontology annotation, molecular function: phosphotyrosine residue binding; guanyl-nucleotide exchange factor activity. Gene Ontology annotation, biological process: small GTPase-mediated signal transduction; positive regulation of peptidyl-serine phosphorylation. NCBI's taxonomy places the organism in Eukaryota, Metazoa, Chordata, Actinopteri, Labriformes, Labridae. The record is from RefSeq and is a predicted model, not a curated record. The transcript is spliced from 15 exons.